Thrips palmi is the source of this 2444-nucleotide messenger RNA. It is a transcript of the gene ABCB7, whose product is annotated as ATP-binding cassette sub-family B member 7, mitochondrial. Gene Ontology annotation, cellular component: mitochondrial inner membrane. The transcript has 12 exons. Gene Ontology annotation, biological process: transmembrane transport; intracellular iron ion homeostasis. The record is from RefSeq and is a predicted model, not a curated record. The coding region runs from base 23 to 2266 and encodes 747 amino acids. Gene Ontology annotation, molecular function: ABC-type transporter activity; ATP hydrolysis activity; ATP binding. NCBI's taxonomy places the organism in Eukaryota, Metazoa, Arthropoda, Insecta, Thysanoptera, Thripidae.
GAAAAUUCAGUCGAUUCUCUCGAUGCAAACAAACAUGGCGCUGCUCUGGCCUUGCAGACGAAAUGUUUUUGGCCUUAAAAAGUUAUGGAAAAACAGGUUUCUGAAAUUAUCAACAGACCAUUAUCCUCCGGAACCAAAAAUUUCAUUUGGAACGUACGGUCUAAACAAACAUUCUAGCGUCACUUUUCGUUCACAAUUUUUUGGAAGAUUACCUACAGUUGCGGUUAGGCAAGUUAGCAGCACAAGCAAGUCUAGCGUCUCACAAGCAACAGUUUAUACAGCAAACGACGCAUCAAAAAAGAAAAACACCGGGAAGGAUAUCACUUCUAGUCAGCUUAGUAAUACUGGAAUUCAAAGGAAAGAUGGACGAGUAUGGUUCCAUGCUGGAGUGGGCCAUAUCCAUGAUGAUGACAAUGGACCACCGAGGAAUGGAGAGGAUAAAGUCAAUAGUAAACAAAUGAUUAAAGCUAUGCUGUCAUAUGUAUGGCCCAAGGAUGAUCCAGACAUAAGGAACAGAGUGAAAAUUGCCAUGGGUUUGCUAGUAGGUGCAAAAACGCUCAAUGUUUCUGUGCCUUUUUUGUUUAAGUAUGCUGUGGAUACGUUAAACAUGUCUGCUGAGGGAGGUAUUUUAAAUCUAUCAAGUGCUCCGGACACGGUGCUCACUUAUUCCAUUGCUCUUCUUUUAGGAUAUGGCAUUGCUCGCGCUGGAGCUGCAGGAUUCAAUGAAUUGCGUAAUGCCGUGUUUGCUCGAGUAGCUCAACACUCAAUAAGGAAAAUUGCCCGCAAUGUUUUCUUACAUCUUCAUAAUCUAGACCUUUCAUUUCAUUUGUCUCGUAAAACAGGGGCACUUUCAAAGACUAUUGAUCGUGGAAGCAGAGGAAUCAACUUUGCUCUGUCAGCCAUGAUUUUUAAUAUUGUUCCCACUGUAUUUGAACUUGGUAUGGUAGCAACUAUCUUGGGUUUGAAAUGUGGUCCAGAGUAUGCUGCACUAUCUGUUGGUUGUGUGGGUCUUUAUACUGCUUAUACCUUGGGUGUUACUCAGUGGCGCACUAAAUUUCGAGUGAUGAUGAAUAAAGCUGAAAAUGAAGCUGGUAAUCAUGCCAUAGAUUCCCUCAUCAAUUAUGAGACUGUCAAGUACUUUAACAAUGAGGGAUUUGAAGCUAACAAGUAUGACAAAUCCUUGAAAAAGUACGAAGAUGCGUCUUUAAAAACAAGCACAAGCUUAGCUUUCCUCAACUUUGGCCAGAAUGCUAUUUUCAGUGGAGCUUUAAGCUUGAUAAUGGUGAUGGCAGCUCACCAAAUCACUGGAGGUACAAUGACUGUUGGUGACCUUGUCAUGGUUAAUGGACUUCUAUUUCAACUAGGAGUUCCUCUAGGCUUUCUUGGUUCUGUGUACAGAGAGGUCCGCCAAGCUCUAAUUGAUAUGCAAACAAUGUUUACCUUGAUGACAGUAGAUCCUCAAAUUAAAAGUAAACCAAAUAGUGUUCCAUUCUUGGUGACACCAUCAAAUGCAUUUAUUGAGUUCCGCAAUGUUAGUUUUCAAUAUCUGCCUGGAAAGCCUAUUUUUCAAGAUCUCUCUUUCACAAUACCUGCUGGGAAGAAAGUUGCCAUUGUUGGUGGCUCGGGCACAGGGAAAUCAUCCAUAGUACGACUACUGUAUAGAUUCUUUGAACCAAACCAUGGGGAAAUUCUAAUUGGGGGGAAAAAUAUAAAAGACAUAAGUCUUGAUGAUUUACGCAGGUCAUUAGCUGUAGUGCCACAGGAUUCUGUGCUCUUUCAUGAUACCAUUGAAUUCAAUGUGAAUUAUGGAUCAUUAAGCAAAUCGAAGGAGGAUGUCAUUCAAGCUGCCAAACUGGCAGACCUACACAAUUCUAUUCUUAGCUGGCCGCAAGGAUAUGAAACUCAAGUGGGAGAAAGAGGACUGAAGUUGUCGGGGGGAGAAAAACAACGUGUUGCCAUUGCCAGAGCCAUACUGAAAGAUUCCCCUAUCAUGGUUCUUGAUGAGGCCACAUCUUCCCUUGAUUCCAUUACUGAACAGAAUAUUGUUGACGCCCUCCGACGGGCCACCGCAGGUCGGACGUCAAUAGCAAUAGCUCACAGACUUUCGACCGUGAUGGACUGUGAUGAAAUAUUGGUCAUCGACGGGGGACGGUUGGUAGAGCAGGGCCCUCAUAGGGAUCUUGUUAACAAACCAAAUUCCAUUUAUGCACGCUUGUGGGCCACACAGCAAGGUUUGCAUACUCCAUCUUCCCAACCAUCCAAAUAAUGAACUGUGAUAGUGGAAGCCAUUGUCCUAUUUUUAUGUUACUGUUGUAUUUAUGGUGGAAAUAAUGACUGAAACAGUGUUGGUGUUAUUUCUGUCUCACCUUCCAUUAUGGAGACAGCGAUUGCUUUUGUCGCAUGUAUUUUAACACUUGUGAAUAAUAAAUGUAAAUAUGGUGUAA